AGGCUCAAGGAGGGCCGUGCUGUGGGAGCAGAUGGAAUACCUUGCACUGUUCUCAAAGCCUUGGCAUGGUCUUCUCUUCGUGUUAUAUUAUCAUCGUUCCAAUUUCUUUAUCGUCGUGAAGUGUCAUCGCCGGAUUCCUGGCGCCAGCUACGUGUCAGCCUCAUGUUGAAGGACCCCAAGUUCCGCCGUUUCGGUGAGUCUCGUGCAUUGGCAGUCUUUAGCAUAUUCAGUAAAUGGUUCUCGUGCUGCCUCACCCUGUUAUUGGAUGAGCAUGUUCGUCGGGCUUUGUCAGGUACGGGCUGCAAUCUUUAUGGUCUCUGCUCUGGUCACCGAUGCCACGAGAUCACGGCGGGCCUCAAGGUAUUAGCUCGUCACUCGAGGCUUGGGGGCAAGGGCCAGAAUGUAUUCAUUGCGAGUCUUGAUGUUGGGCAGGCAUUUGACCACCUAACGAUCCCCCGAGCUAGUGCGAGCCUGCAAUGGCUACAAGUUGAUGAUGAGUUGAUCUUCGCUCUUAUGGAGGGUGCGGAGUUUCAAUUUCAAGAGAUCUGCUCACACCCGAUCCCAUGGGACUCGUGCAUCCGUACUGGGUCUCUUGAGGGCCCACCGUUAUGGAACGCGCAGUGUAUCAGUAUGUUUGGGCCUGUUUUUCUGAAUUGGGAGCGUCUGGGCAAAGGCCUUGUCUUGUCGGCGGAGGCUGGAGGCAUCUGUGUCUCUCACUUCGUUUGGGCCGACAACGUUCUUCUGGUGGCGAGGUCCCUCCCCAUGUUGACCUCGAUGAUCGUCGAACUAAACCAGCCCUUGUACCUUCGCGGUUUCCAUUGGAAAGCAUCCAGCCUCGAGUUCAUGAGUGUUGCCAGUGAUGAUACUGACCCCCUGGUCGUCCAUCUUUCUCCUUCUUCGGGAUCCUCGGGAAAUUGCCCAAGCUCAGCCCUGGUUUUCAAGCGCGUCUCGGUGCUGAAGAUCCUGGGCACCGUUAUUGGCAGAAAUUUUAUUGAUCAUGAGGAUAUUCGUCAUCGUAUGCGAUGGACUGUUGGUGCUUUCUGGAAGGAAAAAUCUUAUGACCAGUCGCGUCUCAUUUCUAUUCAUUCGAAGAUUCGCCGUUAUGAUUCGAGAGUUCGCAGCAAGUUCUUGUAUGGUUUGGAAGGGGCUUCUAUUCAUGCUAAGGCGUUGCGGUAUAUCCACAAGGAGGAAGGGGAGAUGCUGCGUCGCAUGGUCUGGCGUAACAAGCGAGCAGAUGAGAGCUGGAGUAGUUUUCUUGUCACGGCUAUUCUAUCGUGGUCGUCAGGCUUUGUUUCGUGAACGAAAGGCUAGCCUUGUGCAGCUAUGUGUGUAUAAGCAGUGGAUGUGGGCGAAGGAUGUUGUGUCUACAUGUUUGUCUCCGCCUCCUGCUUCAUCCCCGUCUGCUGCUGCUGCGUCUCCUCCCAUAACAUGUUAUGUGAUCUCUCCGUCUCAUGUCUUCUCCGUUCUCCUGAGGCUGGUCGCAAUAUCUUUAAGUGGGUGUAUAGGGAAGGAAACACUGAGGCUGAUGAAAUGACAUGGAAUGCUCGUACUGGUAACUGUGGUCUCUGGCAUGACGACGACUCUUUGAAACUUAUCAAGUGGAAUGCAGUUAUGAUCGACUGCAUCCGUGGUUCUUUCGACGGAGGUCGUUCCCAACGUGGUGUCGGGUGUGGCUGGGUGCUUGAUGUGAGGGUUGCUUCUUAUGCUCGCAAUAUUCUUCCCCCCUCUUUCUGUAUCUUCUGUGGCUGGCGCCGUGUUGCCUCUGAGGCUUUCCUCCUCCCAUCCUCCUGCGCUAUCGCGUCGGCUGGGCUGUCUGCCGCCCAUCGUCUCCUCUCUGCAGGAGUGCUUGUGAUGCUGCAGAAGUCAGGCUUCAUAGGCAUGUGUAGUUCGUAGUCUGGACGUGAGCACCGUCCUGCC
This is a messenger RNA of Prorocentrum cordatum, 1917 nucleotides long. The record is from the annotation of a GenBank genome assembly. NCBI's taxonomy places the organism in Eukaryota, Dinophyceae, Prorocentrales, Prorocentraceae.